AUGGAGACUCCACCAUUACAGAGUUUCGGGGACGAAGAUCGAAGCUCGUUGAUGGAUCGGUUCGAGCGGUUAUCAUUCGAGGCACACCUCAACAAGGCCUUGCUUGGUCGGAGCCUAUCCGAGUCAGGUUUCUCUUUGAUGUAUCUCGAUGAUUCCCCAAUACGUAUGGAGGAGGAGACUCAGGCGUGCAAAGGCCGAAGAGGACUAUUAGAUUCGUGUGUUCUACAUCUCCGUUUCAAACGUAUCGUUGAGGUUGCUGCUGAGUUAAGUGGAAGAAAGAGAGAGCUAGAGAGGCUUUGUUUAAAGUGGAACAGAGAGCUACAGAGGCUUUGUUUAAGGUAA
Microthlaspi erraticum is the source of this 342-nucleotide messenger RNA. The record is from the annotation of a GenBank genome assembly. Lineage: Eukaryota; Viridiplantae; Streptophyta; Magnoliopsida; Brassicales; Brassicaceae.